ACUCGGCCCGUUACAGACGUUUUGUGUUCAUAUGGAUUUCGUGUGAUUUCUUUAAAACAAAGUAAAUAUAUAUAAAUUAUCCGUUGUAGAGUUUGUUGUUGCGGUUUGACCAAGAAUCCGUUCUUUAACUUUGUAUCUUUUCAUCCUAUUAAAAUACGUUAUCAUCUCCUGUGUUAGUUGGCUAGCUUCAAGCUAACAACAGCUAACGCUGUUUUGAUUAUUUACAUGAAGACUGACGUCGUUAAAACUUAAAAACCGGUGACUGAUUUGGUGGUUAGAGUUUAUCUUUAUUUGUCCUAAAGUCAAGACCGGUUUGAUGGUUAUAAUUUAUCGAUAUUUAUUGUAAAGCUGCGAUUUGUUUGCUGGUUAUAUAGUUUGUCAGUAUUUAUUGUGAAGUCGUGGCUGUAGUUUAUCUAUUUAUUAUAAAUUUGUGGCUGGUUUGGUGGUUGUAGUUUAUGAUAUUUGUUGUGAAGUCGUGGCUGUAGUUUAUCUGUAUUUAUUGUAAAUUUGUGGCUGGUUUGGUGGUUGUAGUUUAUGAUAUUUGUUGUGAAGUCGUGGCUGUAGUUUAUCUGUAUUUAUUAUAAAUUUGUGGCUGGUUUGGUGGUUGUAGUUUAUGAUAUUUGUUGUGAAGUCGUGGCUGUAGUUUAUCUGUAUUUAUUGUAAAUUUGUGGCUGGUUUGGUGGUUGUAGUUUAUGAUAUUUGUUGUGAAGUCGUGGCUGUAGUUUAUCUGUAUUUAUUAUAAAUUUGUGGCUGGUUUGGUGGUUGUAGUUUAUGAUAUUUGUUGUGAAGUCGUGGCUGUAGUUUAUCUGUAUUUAUUGUAAAUUUGUGGCUGGUUUGGUGGUUGUAGUUUAUGAUAUUUGUUGUGAAGUCGUGGCUGUAGUUUAUCUGUAUUUAUUGUAAAUUUGUGGCUGGUUUGGUGGUUGUAGUUUAUGAUAUUUGUUGUGAAGUCGUGGCUGUAGUUUAUCUGUAUUAUAAAUUUGUGGCUGGUUUGGUGGUUGUAGUUUAUGAUAUUUGUUGUGAAGUCGUGGCUGUAGUUUAUCUGUAUUUAUUGUAAAUUUGUGGCUGGUUUGGUGGUUAUAGUUUAUGAUAUUUGUUGUGAAGUCGUGGCUGUAGUUUAUCUGUAUUUAUUGUAAAUUUGUGGCUGGUUUGGUGGUUGUAGUUUAUGAUAUUUGUUGUGAAGUCGUGGCUGUAGUUUAUCUGUAUUUAUUAUAAAUUUGUGGCUGGUUUGGUGGUUGUAGUUUAUGAUAUUUGUUGUGAAGUCGUGGCUGUAGUUUAUCUGUAUUUAUUGUAAAUUUGUGGCUGGUUUGGUGGUUAUAGUUAAUUGUUAGUUGUAAAGUCACAUCUGCCUUUUUCCGGACCGCCUCCAUUGUGUCUGUGGAGCUUCAUAGCUCUUGGUACUGGAACCAAUGCGUGGGAUGAUGGGGACUCAGAGUAGUCCUGUCAAGAGUUAUGAUUAUCUCCUCAAGUUUCUUUUGGUUGGAGACAGUGAUGUUGGAAAAGGGGAGAUUCUGGACAGUCUGCAGGACGGCUCGGUGGAGGCUCCUUACGCCUACAGCAGUGGGAUUGAUUACAAAACUACCACAAUCCUGCUGGAUGGGAGAAGAGUUAAGUUGGAGUUAUGGGACACGUCGGGACAGGGCAGAUUCUGCACCAUCUUCAGGUCUUACUCACGCGGGGCACAGGGCAUCCUACUUGUGUAUGACAUCACUAACGGUUGGUCAUUUGAUGGCAUUGAUCGAUGGAUCCGGGAAAUUGAUGAGCAUGCCCCGGGUGUGCCCAGGAUCUUAGUGGGAAACCGGCUUCACCUGGCGUUUAAGCGACAGGUUCCGACGGAGCAGGCGAGAGCGUACGCAGAGAAGAACAGCAUGACGUUCUUUGAGGUCAGCCCGCUGUGCAACUUCAAUGUCAUCGAGUCCUUCACAGAACUGUCACGCAUCGUGCUGAUGAGGCAUGGAAUGGAGAAAUUCUGGAGGCCCAACAGAGUCUUCAGCCUCCAGGAUCUUUGCUGCCGUUCCAUCGUUUCCUGUACGCCCGUGCACCUCAUUGACAAACUGCCGCUUCCUGUGGCCAUCAAGUCUCAUCUCAAGUCCUUCUCAAUGGCCAACGGCAUGAACGCCGUGAUGAUGCACGGACGCUCGUACUCUGUGGCACACAGUGCAACAGCGGGUGGUGGCGGAAGCAAAGGAAAUAGUCUGAAACGCUCAAAGUCCUUCAGGCCACCCACACAGUCCACCGAAGAGCUCGUCCUCGUCUUCCUCCAAGGGAAACUGUAAGAUAUCAUAGCGGCCAGCAGGUGCCGCCAAGAACCCCUGUUCAUCUGGCGUUGCUCCAAGAGGUCGGACAUCCAGAGCAGAGCGUGGAGCGCUGCCAGCACUCGUUCUGGUCGUCUUUGGACCCGCUGGUGCCGUCUUAUGAUGUUUGUCUGCCUGUGACCUGACUACAGAUGCCGGUGAGGACCAUCAGUCACCUUUUAAACACUACACGUCAGCACGGCAACGUGCGCCCGCGUCAUGGAAAACCUUUCAUAUUUAAGUUGGAUUUGUAAAUACUCCAUCUGUGUGUUUGUCCAUAUUUAGUGAUUGUUCAAGAGUUCAGACUUCUGAUGCUCCUGCUGAAUGUUUCUCACAUCUUCAUGUGAAUUAGAAGAUGAUUUGGGGGUUUUAUACCUGUUAUGAUUUUACAAAAUUACAGCAACUUCAAGGCUGUGGAGGAAUAAAGAAACAAAAACAAAUCUAAUAAAAUGUUUAAUUAGGAUAUAAUUUAAAGUAGGUUUGUGAGGAUUUGUCACUUUGUUUUAUUGAACUUUAACAAAGGAUGACUGGAUUCCAGCUGCACAACUAAAUGAAUCACAGAUUAUUUUCACAGUUGAUUGUUUUUUUAGUUUAGUCUUCUUUGACAACAGCCUGAAUAUGUUUGGGUUUGCGGACAAAAGAAGACAUUUGAGUACUCGUUUUUGAGCUUUGGAACACUGACAUUUUUCACCGUACCAUAGAAUUACCCCAAACAACUGAUUGAUUAUGGAGAAUAGUGACAUUUAUCAAAUACAAACUUAUCAUUAGGUGUAACCCCAGGCUGGACAAUUUAAAAUGUUUUUAAAUGGCUUCCAACUGGUUAACAGCUUAUUUUUGUAUUUUAUAACUGCUCCAAAGUGAAACAUCUUAAAAUGUUAAAUAUGCCUGUCUGGUUGUAAACUUCAAAAAAUUUCUAUAUCAAGGACACAAUGAUUUAAAUGACUUAAAGCAUUUUAAAAGCCAACAUUUGCCAUUCAAACUGGCUACAUUUUUAAAAUUGACUGAGAAACAAAAAUAAUUUUAAAUUAAUUUAAGGCAUCACUCUGAAAUAAUUUUUUAAAAACUUUCCAUUUUACUAAAAAAAAAUUUUUUUUAACAAAAUAUAGUGAGAUUAAGUGAUAAUAAAAUCCUAAACAGUUCUGGUUCACAGAUUCAGACAGUUGUGGUGCAGAUGAUUUUGGGGUCACUAAUUGAGAGCGACAUGCUAAUGUUUUACAGAAGCAUUUAAGCUUCAUCUUUAAAUCUUUUUCAUCAGUUGGGUUUUUGGACCAAUAAUGGAAUCAGGUUCUGCUGCUGAGGCUUUGUACAAACAGAAGUUUCGGUGGGCAGCGUUUUGCCUUCAUCACGUGUCUUUUGGAACCUUGCUGUGAUGCACAUCUCAAAUCCUGAAAGGUCACGAGGUCACAGUGAGAUAUUGUGUAAAUUAAUGUAUUUAUGAAUGUAAAACUAUUAAUGGACUUUUCUGUGGUGGACGUUCGAGUGAGAGGUGGAAACCAUCGCUCCUUUUCUGAGUUCAGAACGUAACAUUUUGCUGCUUAAAACCAUUUAAAGGUUUCUCCAGAAUGUAAAAUAGAGUUACGACUGAUUAAAAAAAAUGUUUGUUUUUUUUUAAGUUACAAAUAUAAUACUGCAAUAUUCAUUGGAUUAAAAAUGGCACAUAUCUAAAAUGCUAUAUUUUUUCCCACUUUGGAUAAAAAUUCAGAUUGUGAGGGAAAAACAAAUCCAGCUGGGAGGAUCUUGUAGGACAUUUAUUCCCAUGAUGCUUUGGUGUUUCUUGUGCCAAACUCACUUUUCACCUAAACUUUUACCUCCUUACAGUUUGCCUUUGGUACCAGUGAUGCAUCAUGGGAUUAAACAUCAGAAAAGUCCUUAAAGACGCCCCGACCUGAUCAGAUUUCAGAUCCAUUUUUUUAAACACUGGAAGAUAAUUUAAACUUAAAAAAAUAACCUCCAAUGAUCAAGUUACAAGAACCUUGUCAGAUGAACUUUUAAAUUUUAUGAACAUUUUAUUGUUAAAAAAAAACAGUUUGGUUUUCUCACUGUUAUUUUUUAUUUUUUUUUUCUCCUAAUGAAUCAGUUUCUGGAGGCUUUACUCUGGAAUUGUGUUGUUUCCACCUCUGACUAACCUGUAGGGGAAAACAGGGCACAGUGAAUCAGUAGCUAUAUCUGCAAAACUUCAUAUAUAUUUACAGCAGUUAUGCCAUAUUUUUAUGCAUAAAGACAUCACCCCUUAUAAAUGAGUGUUUUGUUUUGGAUACAUUAAGGGUAAAACAAAGUGGCAAGUGAAGUCAGUUUUUUCCUAUCAAAAGUAAAUUUGUGGAUGUCAGUGUCUUGUAUUUAUUUCUCACAACAGAGGAAAAGUGGCCCAAAAACUUUGUUCUUAGAAGACGACCCCGUCCAACUGAUGAGCAUGUGUUAUGUCUUCUCCAGACUAUCAGCUAUUUGAUCACAUGACUCGUGGGGCACAGUGAAUCAGUCCAGAAAGUGAUUCACUAAGCCCCACCAUCAAGUGGAUGACAAAUAUUACUUGUUGAAGCUUAUACAUUUAUUUUUCCAUGAAUUACUUCUAUAAUUUGUGUAUUUAAACAACUGUUUUCACAUUUGAACAG
This is a messenger RNA of Thalassophryne amazonica, 4900 nucleotides long. RefSeq names its product ras-related protein Rab-40C-like. Gene Ontology annotation, molecular function: GTPase activity; GTP binding. Gene Ontology annotation, biological process: protein localization to plasma membrane; intracellular signal transduction. Lineage: Eukaryota; Metazoa; Chordata; Actinopteri; Batrachoidiformes; Batrachoididae. The coding region runs from base 1407 to 2273 and encodes 288 amino acids. The record is from RefSeq and is a predicted model, not a curated record. The transcript has 6 exons. Gene Ontology annotation, cellular component: endosome; plasma membrane; synaptic vesicle.